Messenger RNA from Strongylus vulgaris, 711 nucleotides. NCBI's taxonomy places the organism in Eukaryota, Metazoa, Nematoda, Chromadorea, Rhabditida, Strongylidae. The record is from the annotation of a GenBank genome assembly.
AUGAAAAUCACUACUGCCGAUGGGCGGAAGACGAGUGAAUCACUUGGUGAUGGGUGCACUGAACCGUGUCGAGAAACGUUCACCGAUGCUAGCACAUGCAAAGAUAGUGCUUGUAAGGAUACUGCGGAUAACAGCGUUUGUGAGAAAUCUUGUGACUAUCUCCAACGCAUCUAUACGGAAAAACCUGGAGCUUGUCCGAAGAUCAAAAAUCAGUCCAAUUAUGUACGCCUUUUGGAAUGCACCGCUCUCUGUCACUUGGAUGGAGAUUGUCCCGAAACUGCCAAGUGCUGUUCAUAUGGGUGCAGUCGGCAAUGUGUUCUGCCAAAAGGACGUGAUCCACGGCUUUUACCUGUUCCUGGCGCGAUUUCUGUCCAAGAGAGGAAGAGGAAACGGUCGAUUAUCAUACGUUGGGUGAUGCAAAAACUCACUCGAGAACAAAACGCAGCCAACUCCAACCUAUAUGUGGUACAAUGGCGUUGGGGUCUACAUCCUGAGGGUGAAACUAUGACCGAAUGGCAAACGGUUACUGUGAGAAACAAACCAUACGCAAUACUAAAGCAUCUGCUUUCACCUGGACGGUAUUAUCAAUUCCGUGUCGGAGCAGUAAGCAUACAUGGAAGCCUUGGAUUUAGCCAACCAUCGCCACCGUUCAAGUUGUCCAAAGAUUUGAUUCCAUGCCAGAACUGGUCUUCGAGAUGGGCUGAAUCUUAG